CUGGUUCCGCUCCCAAAACCCAUCAUUUCCACCUAUCUAACUUGUCCUUAUCAACGCGAAAAGGUGAAACCCACAUCUUACUCAAUCACCUUCGCAAAUCAAAACUUGACCAUCAGUUCCAUCCCAACCUGCGCUUGGUCUAAACCUGUCCACUUUCCUAAUUAACUUUCAAUACGUAAACAAGAUGUGCGUAAUGUUGCUGAGUACAUUGGUGGUACUAAUAACCGUGGGUACUAAUGCGGCCCAAAAAGAUAUGGGUGUCGCUCCCGAUGAUUUAAAGAUUAAAGAAGAUUAUACGCAUUUUCACCACCACCACCACCAUCACGGAUUUCAUAAUUAUUUUGAUAAUGAUGAUGAGAUGGGUGAAGUGGAGGAAAACAGUCAGAGUGAGGGGGCUAAUGGGACAUCUCAGAUUCCCUUGGAUUUCAUCCAAGACCUCAACCAACACAACGUCAGCGACUUAUUACUAAAUUACAUAGAAGAAGACGGUAUUUUCCUUCAAGAUAGGUUUGGGGGAAAUGAGGCAGAAGAAAGAAGUGCUGCUACUAUCCCAAAGGGGGCACCUUGCAUGCCUGAACUACAGACAGUAAAAAUAGCAACUUCUGAAGAUCCAAGUGUUUUGUAUAUCCCUCAGUGUACUAGGGUAGAAAGAUGUGGGGGCUGUUGUUCUCAUAAUCUCUUAGCAUGUCAACCAGAAACAAAAGAAGAAAUCCCUUUCAAGGUCAUUAAAACGCAAUAUACAGGAGGUAAAAAAUUAAAAGUCUUAAAUAAGGAAGUUGUUUUGGUUGAAAAACACACAAAAUGUAAAUGUGAUUGUAAAAUCAGAGCUGAGGAUUGUAACAAAUUUCAAGAGUACAGAAAGUCAGAAUGUAGGUGUGCCUGUAUAAAUUAUGAUGAAGAGAAAAAGUGUAACAAAAACAGUUUGACCAAAUUAUGGAACCCUGAUUUAUGUGCAUGCCAGUGUAGAGAAACAAUGCAGUGUUCCACUGGCUCAUAUUUUGACCAAAACGAAUGUAAAUGUUUGCCAAGUCCUGUGAAAAGACGUUUUGCCUCCUACCAAAGGAGGAGCUACAGAACGCAGCCUUUACCAAUAGUGCCCUUAGAUGAGUAUUAGUUAACGAUUUUGUGCAAAAUUAAACUCCAAAAUUGCGCCCAAGUUCCAAAAACAAACUUUGUUUUGUCGUCCAUUUAAAUGACUUACCACAAUGUGCAAUUAGCUUGACAGCUUUCGAUUUCUCAUUAAUUCAAUAUAUUUUUUAAACAAAUAAACAUUUUUACCAACGGUCA
Tribolium madens (black flour beetle) is the source of this 1287-nucleotide messenger RNA. RefSeq lists its product as uncharacterized. Bases 185 to 1114 code for a protein of 309 amino acids. The transcript is spliced from 6 exons. Gene Ontology annotation, biological process: positive regulation of protein autophosphorylation; positive regulation of cell population proliferation. Gene Ontology annotation, molecular function: growth factor receptor binding; growth factor activity. The record is from RefSeq and is a predicted model, not a curated record. Gene Ontology annotation, cellular component: membrane. NCBI's taxonomy places the organism in Eukaryota, Metazoa, Arthropoda, Insecta, Coleoptera, Tenebrionidae.